GCUUUUAGCUAAAAAUACAAAAUGGCGUACAGCGAAGUCACAGCCGGACCUGGAAAGGUGUUUACUCCAAAAAGUCGAAUUGAGUUAACAAUAUCUUGCAAAAAUCUAGCAGACAAAGAUGUAUUUUCGAAAUCUGAUCCAUUGUGCGUUCUUUUUGUUAAACCACCAAGAGCAACUGGAUUCGUUGAGCAUGAUAGAACGGAAGUCGUCAAAGAUUCAUUAAAUCCUACAUUUAAACAUAAAUUUGUUAUUGAUUAUAUGUUUGAAGAAGUUCAAGAAUUGAAAUUUCAAGUGUACGAUUCCGAUUCAAAGAGUAGUAAUCUCAAAAAUCACGAAUUCUUAGGGGAAGCUCAAUGCAGAUUGUCUGAGAUAGUUGGCAAAGGUACGCUUGUGUCUACCUUAAAGUCGUCUGGAUCCUUUAAGAAAAGUUCCAUUUCAAUUCGAAGUCAAGAAGUUGCUCAUUCCAAUGAUAAGGUUUUAUUGCAAUUCCAUGCCAAUAAUUUGGAUAAAAAAGAUUUUUUGGGAAAAUCGGAUCCUUAUGUUGUUUUAUAUAGAGAAAAUAUGGAUAGAACGUUUACAGUUAUUCACAAAACGGAAGUUAUUCAAAAUACAUUGAAUCCGAAAUGGAGAGCUUUUCAACUUCCAGUACAGUCGAUAGCUUUGAAAAGUGGUGAUGCAGACUUGAAGAUAGAGAUCUAUGAUUGGGAUAAAAACUCCUCCGAUGAUUUAAUUGGAAUAUGCUCUACCUCAUUUACUAAGCUAAAAGCAGGACCAGGACAACAUAAUACCUAUGAGGUUAUUAAUCCGAAAAAGAAAAGUAAGAAAUCUUAUAAGAAUUCUGGGACUAUCAGUUUAACCCAGUAUCAAUACGUUCAAGAGCCCUCUUUCCUAGAUUUCAUUCAAGGAGGUUUGGAAAUAAAUCUUAUAAUAUCCAUCGAUUUUACUCAAUCAAAUGGCCAUCCACAAUCCCGAGAUUCUUUACAUUACUAUACCCAAAAUAAGCAUAGUCAAUAUGGAUUAGCAUUGUAUUCUGUUGGAGAAAUUUUACAAGAUUAUGACCACAAAAAGAGGUUUCCUGCUCUUGGAUUUGGAGGUUUAUUGCCAAAUCAACAAGUAUCGCAUUGUUUUUUUCUGAAUGGUAGUUCAUCAGAUCCUGAUUGUUUGGGAAUUCCAGGAAUAAUGCAAGCUUAUUAUUCUUCCUUGCAAACUGUGAAUCUAUAUGGACCAACCAAUUUUUCUCCAUGUAUUAAUUAUACAGCCAACCGUGUGAGACAGAGCUCAUCACCUGACAAGUAUACGAUCCUGUUAAUUAUAACUGAUGGUAUUAUAACAGAUAUGCAUGAAACAAUCAGAGCUAUUAUUGAUGCAUCUUUCUUGCCGCUUUCAAUUAUUAUAGUCGGUGUUGGUCGAGCAGAUUUUUCAGCAAUGGAUCAUCUAGAUGCUGAUAAAAGAAAUCUUUCUUCCGGUGGGAGAACAGCGUGUCGAGAUAUUGUUCAAUUUGUACCAUUUCAGAGUAUUUUGGAUAGGUACGGAAAUAAUAUUGAUGCCGCUAAAGCAGAAUUGGCAAAAUGCGUUCUUGCUGAAGUACCUCAACAAGUUAUUGGUUAUAUGAAAUUUAAAAAUAUUAAACCUAGCGCUAGAAAAUCUUUUCGCGGCCAGCCAGGCGGUCCAGAACCUCAAGGUCCACCUCCUGCUAACCCUGUUUAUCCUACACCUGGCGCCCCCUCUGGACCCAGCCAGAAUGCUGGACAAUUACCGUAUCCUGGGCAAAAUGCUUAUCCUGCGCCUGGGGCACCAUCGGCUCCAUAUAAUAAUGCUGGACAAGCACCUUAUCCAGGGCAGAAUCCUUAUCCUGGAUCAGCACCUAUACCUGGAGCACCGCCAGCUUCCCAACAAAAUUCCGGAUAUAGUCCUUAUCCUGGUUCGGCUCCUCUUCCAGGAGCACCGCCGUCAUCUCAACCAAGCUCUGCACCUAGUCCUUAUCCUGGGACAGCCCCAUCAGCGCCAAAUUUCAAUUCUGGACAAGCACCUUAUCCUUCGGGAGGACCAUCCAACCAAGUACCAUACCCUGGAGGCGGUCCUAUGGCACCUGGAGCAAAUCCAGCUCAAGCUCCCUAUCCUGGAGGAGGCUUUAUGGCACCAUCCUCGCAGGCUUCGCAGUCCCCUUAUCCAAAUUUUUCGGGAUCGAACUCUAAUACCUAUCCUACCGCACCUCCGGGAAACCAACAAGGACAGAGUCCCUAUCCAAAUAAUCAACAGCACUAUCCAAGCCCUUAUCCUAAUCCUUAA
Molecule: messenger RNA, 2289 nt
Organism: Dimorphilus gyrociliatus
Lineage: Eukaryota; Metazoa; Annelida; Polychaeta; Dinophilidae
Source: the annotation of a GenBank genome assembly